Messenger RNA from Microthlaspi erraticum, 858 nucleotides. The record is from the annotation of a GenBank genome assembly. Lineage: Eukaryota; Viridiplantae; Streptophyta; Magnoliopsida; Brassicales; Brassicaceae.
AUGAAGUACGUGAAACUGCACAAGUCCCGGCUCCGGCAAGAAGGAUCCAUGAAGUUGGAGGAAGACAACGGAGCGUUUUUUCAGGAAGAUCAUUCGCCGGAAAAUGAGGAAAACAAUGAAACGAAGGAGACACCUAAGGUAACAAAGAUUAUGGAGUCCAUGCAUCGUAAGCUGAUGCUAAAAGAGAAAGCACAUAAAAAGAAUACACACAUGGACAUGGACGGUCACGACCAAUCCCAAAUGUCCGAACACUCGGUUAGAAAUGGUGGCCGUAGUGAUCGCAAGGACCAGCUCGAAGGCUCGGUUAGAAACAUGAAUCGUGAUGGCAUGGAUCAGCUUGAAGGCUCGGUUAGAAAUUACAGUCAUAUGGAUCAUCUUGAAGACUUGAUUAAGGGUCGUGAACGUACGGACCCUAUUGAAGGAUCCAUUAAAAACGGUGAUCGUGAUCGUGUAGACCAGCUCGAAGGAUCUAGCAAGAAGGGUCAGAAAUAUCAGCAUGAAGACAUUACUCCUAAAACAAGCGGUCAAGUAGAACAAUCAGAAAGGUCAACUAAGAAUCCUUGUGAUUUUGCAUCGAAGAAAGAUUAUCUUGAUUGGAUUGAAUACGUGGAAGGAUCUAGUCAUCAUUGUUUCGAUCGGUCUGAAAAUUCUGAAAAACCUUAUAGAAAGGACGAUAUCGAUCAUGAUCAGGUUAGUGUUGGGAUAUCGGAAGGAUCAAUAGAGGGGAGCAACGACGAGAUCUUGUUACUCAAGAGCUCUAAGUAUAGAAAAAAUGAGAAAUAUGAAGAUUCAAAAGGUUAUAAGAAAGGCAAAGGUGGCAAGGUCAAAGAUUCAUUGAAAAGUCAAAUGGUUGACUAA